Homo sapiens (human) is the source of this 2567-nucleotide messenger RNA. RefSeq names its product histone deacetylase 10 (gene HDAC10). Gene Ontology annotation, molecular function: acetylputrescine deacetylase activity; hydrolase activity, acting on carbon-nitrogen (but not peptide) bonds, in linear amides; acetylspermidine deacetylase activity. Gene Ontology annotation, cellular component: histone deacetylase complex; nucleus; cytoplasm. The record is from RefSeq and is marked reviewed. The transcript has 20 exons. The coding region runs from base 234 to 2243 and encodes 669 amino acids. Lineage: Eukaryota; Metazoa; Chordata; Mammalia; Primates; Hominidae. Gene Ontology annotation, biological process: chromatin remodeling.
AGGCGCGGGGAGCCUCCCCCUUCGACUGCAGCCUCGCUCCGUGCCUUCUGCGCGCCUGGGAUCCCGGAGCCUGCCUAGGUUCUGUGCGCUCCCGCCCAGGCCGGUGCCCGCCGCCCGCCUGCGCCCCAGGCAGGUCCCAGGCCUCCGGCUGCUCCCGGCCGAAGGUGGGGACAGGCAGUGGCAGGCACCACUAGCGAGGGCGUUUGGGAACCCAGGGUGACCACGGCGCAGCCAUGGGGACCGCGCUUGUGUACCAUGAGGACAUGACGGCCACCCGGCUGCUCUGGGACGACCCCGAGUGCGAGAUCGAGCGUCCUGAGCGCCUGACCGCAGCCCUGGAUCGCCUGCGGCAGCGCGGCCUGGAACAGAGGUGUCUGCGGUUGUCAGCCCGCGAGGCCUCGGAAGAGGAGCUGGGCCUGGUGCACAGCCCAGAGUAUGUAUCCCUGGUCAGGGAGACCCAGGUCCUAGGCAAGGAGGAGCUGCAGGCGCUGUCCGGACAGUUCGACGCCAUCUACUUCCACCCGAGUACCUUUCACUGCGCGCGGCUGGCCGCAGGGGCUGGACUGCAGCUGGUGGACGCUGUGCUCACUGGAGCUGUGCAAAAUGGGCUUGCCCUGGUGAGGCCUCCCGGGCACCAUGGCCAGAGGGCGGCUGCCAACGGGUUCUGUGUGUUCAACAACGUGGCCAUAGCAGCUGCACAUGCCAAGCAGAAACACGGGCUACACAGGAUCCUCGUCGUGGACUGGGAUGUGCACCAUGGCCAGGGGAUCCAGUAUCUCUUUGAGGAUGACCCCAGCGUCCUUUACUUCUCCUGGCACCGCUAUGAGCAUGGGCGCUUCUGGCCUUUCCUGCGAGAGUCAGAUGCAGACGCAGUGGGGCGGGGACAGGGCCUCGGCUUCACUGUCAACCUGCCCUGGAACCAGGUUGGGAUGGGAAACGCUGACUACGUGGCUGCCUUCCUGCACCUGCUGCUCCCACUGGCCUUUGAGUUUGACCCUGAGCUGGUGCUGGUCUCGGCAGGAUUUGACUCAGCCAUCGGGGACCCUGAGGGGCAAAUGCAGGCCACGCCAGAGUGCUUCGCCCACCUCACACAGCUGCUGCAGGUGCUGGCCGGCGGCCGGGUCUGUGCCGUGCUGGAGGGCGGCUACCACCUGGAGUCACUGGCGGAGUCAGUGUGCAUGACAGUACAGACGCUGCUGGGUGACCCGGCCCCACCCCUGUCAGGGCCAAUGGCGCCAUGUCAGAGUGCCCUAGAGUCCAUCCAGAGUGCCCGUGCUGCCCAGGCCCCGCACUGGAAGAGCCUCCAGCAGCAAGAUGUGACCGCUGUGCCGAUGAGCCCCAGCAGCCACUCCCCAGAGGGGAGGCCUCCACCUCUGCUGCCUGGGGGUCCAGUGUGUAAGGCAGCUGCAUCUGCACCGAGCUCCCUCCUGGACCAGCCGUGCCUCUGCCCCGCACCCUCUGUCCGCACCGCUGUUGCCCUGACAACGCCGGAUAUCACAUUGGUUCUGCCCCCUGACGUCAUCCAACAGGAAGCGUCAGCCCUGAGGGAGGAGACAGAAGCCUGGGCCAGGCCACACGAGUCCCUGGCCCGGGAGGAGGCCCUCACUGCACUUGGGAAGCUCCUGUACCUCUUAGAUGGGAUGCUGGAUGGGCAGGUGAACAGUGGUAUAGCAGCCACUCCAGCCUCUGCUGCAGCAGCCACCCUGGAUGUGGCUGUUCGGAGAGGCCUGUCCCACGGAGCCCAGAGGCUGCUGUGCGUGGCCCUGGGACAGCUGGACCGGCCUCCAGACCUCGCCCAUGACGGGAGGAGUCUGUGGCUGAACAUCAGGGGCAAGGAGGCGGCUGCCCUAUCCAUGUUCCAUGUCUCCACGCCACUGCCAGUGAUGACCGGUGGUUUCCUGAGCUGCAUCUUGGGCUUGGUGCUGCCCCUGGCCUAUGGCUUCCAGCCUGACCUGGUGCUGGUGGCGCUGGGGCCUGGCCAUGGCCUGCAGGGCCCCCACGCUGCACUCCUGGCUGCAAUGCUUCGGGGGCUGGCAGGGGGCCGAGUCCUGGCCCUCCUGGAGGAGAACUCCACACCCCAGCUAGCAGGGAUCCUGGCCCGGGUGCUGAAUGGAGAGGCACCUCCUAGCCUAGGCCCUUCCUCUGUGGCCUCCCCAGAGGACGUCCAGGCCCUGAUGUACCUGAGAGGGCAGCUGGAGCCUCAGUGGAAGAUGUUGCAGUGCCAUCCUCACCUGGUGGCUUGAAAUCGGCCAAGGUGGGAGCAUUUACACCGCAGAAAUGACACCGCACGCCAGCGCCCCGCGGCCGCGAUCCGGACCCCAAGCCCACGGCUCCCUCGACUCUGGGGCACGGAACCCCGCCCACUCCCAAUCCCCGCGCCCCGCCCUCUCCCACCCGUGCUUCCCCCGCUCCACCCCUCACCUCACCUCGCCCCCGCCCCACCCAUCGCGCCCCGGCCCGUCCCAUCGAGGCCCAUGCAACCCACGCUCGGUCCCGUUCCGGCCCCUGCGCCCCGCUGCGCUUCGCUCCCCGCCCUUGCGCCGUUAGUAAACAUCGCUCAAACGAAA